GCCCGGGCCAACGCCCUCCCUGCUAGCCAGGGAGCCCCCUCUCCAAAUAUCCCUGCAGCCCCCCAAAGCUGAAGGGUGCCCUCUUGCAGCCCCGGCCCUCCCCAAGGCCCCGCAGGCCAGCGCGGGCAAUCUUUGCCCGGGCGAGUCCUUGAAGGCUAUAUUUAGCGCGCGCCACCCCUCCCCCACGGCGGGGAGGUGGGGGCGGCCCCGCCCCCCGCCAGGCGUGUGCGUGUCGUGUGUGUUUGGGGCCCGCGCGGGUUGCGCGCCCUCUGCCUCGGUGCCUGCUGCGUUCGAGGCUCGGCCGCUGCCCCAGCGCCCCUCGCCCCGCCGGGCGUCGCGGGCCACCAUGGGCCAGGAAGAGGAGCUGCUGAAGAUCGCCAAAAAGCUGGAGAAGAUGGUGGCCAGGAAAAGCACGGAAGGGGCCCUGGACCUCCUCAAGAAGCUGAGCAGCUGUCGGAUGUCCGUCCAGCUACUGCAGGCCACCAGGAUUGGAGUUGCCGUUAACGGGGUCCGAAAGCACUGCUCGGACAAAGAGGUGGUGUCCCUGGCCAAGGUUCUCAUCAAAAACUGGAAGCGGCUGCUCGACUCUCCGGGACCCCCUAAAGGAGAAAAGGGAGAAGAACGAGAGAAAACAAGGAAGAAAGAAAAAGGACUCAAAGGUCCAGACUGGAAGCCAGAAGCGGGCCUUUCUCCAUCAAAGAAAACUCGAGAGGAGGAGCCCAAAAGCAGGAGAGACUCUGUGGACUCCAAGACUUCUACCUCCCCAUCUCCAAAAAGGCCUUCGGUGGACAGAUCAAACAGCAGCAAGCCGAAAGCCGAGACCCCCAAAACACCCAGCAGCCCUUCCACUCCCACGUUCGCCCCCUCCGUCUGCCUCCUGGCCCCCUGCUAUCUCACGGGGGACUCCGUCCGGGACAAGUGUGUGGAGAUGCUGUCUGCGGCCCUGAAGGCAGAAGAUGAUUACAAGGACUAUGGAGUCAACUGUGACAAGAUGGCCUCAGAGAUCGAAGAUCAUAUCUACCAGGAGCUCAAGGGCACGGACAUGAAGUACCGGAACCGCGUGCGCAGCCGAAUCAGCAACCUCAAGGACCCCAGGAACCCCGGCCUGAGGCGCAAUGUGCUCAGCGGGGCCAUUUCCGCCGGGCUGAUCGCCAAGAUGACGGCAGAGGAAAUGGCCAGCGACGAGCUGAGGGAGCUGAGGAACGCCAUGACCCAGGAGGCCAUCCGCGAGCACCAGAUGGCCAAGACCGGCGGCACCACCACCGACCUCUUCCAGUGCAGCAAAUGCAAGAAGAAGAACUGCACCUAUAACCAGGUGCAGACCCGCAGUGCCGAUGAGCCCAUGACGACCUUUGUCUUAUGCAAUGAGUGUGGCAAUCGCUGGAAGUUCUGCUGAUGGGACCACCGCCAUCCGGACCGCCAUGAGCAAAGUGAGGCAGCACCCGCCCAUCGGAACGGAAGACAAAAUAAAAUUUCAGAUGAAGAGGAAGGCUGAGCUCUGAAUGAGGGGCUUGGGCAUCAGGGGUAGAAUAUUUUGCAAAUUGGUAGUCAGUUGUUAACCACGGUUGGCUGAUGGGGAGCCUCGUCGGGGUGAGUGCCCAGGAUCUGUGUGGAUAAACCGCUCAGAGGUCAGAUGUCUUUGACAGUGGGCUGCCCAGGCUUUGCGUCCCUCAUCUCCAGAGCCUCCCAGCCCUUUCUGAAUUGGAAGGCACUGAGGCUGACACAGCCUCCCAGCCCCAGAGUUGCACCAGCACAGUUGAUGCGAGGAUUCGGAGAAAUGGGGGAGGGCGACUUCUUCAAAAAGUUCGUGGAAAAUGAAUGUUAUGAAAAACUAUGCAUGGAUUUUAAAGAUGUUAUGUUUUGUACCAAAUAAACUUCCCUUUGGGGGGGCCAGCAUUUUUUUUCUAAAGAUUUUGUUUAUUUUUAUUUGAAAGAGCUACAGAGAAGAAGAGAGAGAGAGGAAGAGAGAGAGAGAGAGAGAGAGAGAACUAGCUAGCUUCCAUCUGCUGCUUCACUCUCCAAAUGGUCACAAUAAUUGGCUGGGCCAGGCCAGAGCCAGGAGCCAGGAGCUUCUUCCAGGUCUCCCAUGUGGAUGCAGGGGCCUAAGGACUUGGGCCAUCUUCUACUGCUUUCCCAGGCCAUAGCAGAGAGCUGGAUCAGAAGUGGAGCAGCCGGACUCAAACCAGCACCCAUGGGAUGCCAGCACUGCAGGCGGCUGCUUUACCCCCUUCGCCUCAGCACCGGCCCCACUGGGGUUGGCAUUUGUGCUCAUGGUUAGGAUGCCACUCAGGACACCCAUGUGCCACAUCAGAGUGUCUGGUUUGAGCUCCUCCUCUUCCAAUCCGGCUUCCUGCUGAUGCACGCCCCGGGAGGCAGCAGGUGAUGGCCCACGUGCUUGGCUCCCUGCCACCCAUGUCAGAGAACCAGAUGGAGUUCAGGGCUCCUGGCUUCGGACUGACCCAGCCCCAGCUGUCGCAGGCAUUGGAGGAGUGAACCAGUGGGUGGAAGGCCUCUCUUCUCUCCGUCUCUCUGUCCAUUUGCCUUUCAACUGACA
Molecule: messenger RNA, 2554 nt
Organism: Lepus europaeus (European hare)
Lineage: Eukaryota; Metazoa; Chordata; Mammalia; Lagomorpha; Leporidae
Gene: TCEA3
Product: transcription elongation factor A3
Exons: 11
Coding region: 347-1396 (349 amino acids)
Biological process (GO): DNA-templated transcription; transcription elongation by RNA polymerase II
Cellular component (GO): nucleus
Molecular function (GO): nucleic acid binding; zinc ion binding
Source: RefSeq, a predicted model, not a curated record